AUGGCGGAGAAACAUCAGUCUGGCACUACCACACGCCCUAUCUCACCGACCGUCUUCGAUUCCAGGUCAGGGUUCAUGACUAGCCAGGAUGGUUUGUCUUCAUCCUCUGUGGAGACCGUAGCCGGAUUCACUGCAGGGCUUGUCUCGACGCUCUGCUUUCACCCGCUUGACUUGCUUAAGACUCGGCUUCAAGUUGACCGGUCAACCUCCUCUCGUCUUGGCAGCUCCUUGCGGAUCAUCCGUGGAAUCACCACACAUGAGGGUGGCUUCACUGCUUUCUACCGUGGGCUUGCUCCAAACUUGAUUGGAAACUCUACCAGCUGGGGCCUGUAUUUUCUAUGUUACAGCAGCCUCAAGGGUGCCAUUUGCACAUACCGAGCACAGGAAGAAUGGAUGCUUACAUCUUCUGAUUAUUUUCUCGCAUCGGGUGGAGCAGGCGCUCUCACAUCUAUUCUAACAAAUCCAAUAUGGGUGCUGAAGACCCGGAUGCUGGCAAGUGGCGCCCAAGCCCCGGGGGCGUAUCCCUCAUUCAUAUCUGGUGCGAGGGAGAUUUAUGGUACCGAGGGCAUGCGGGGGUUUUACCGCGGCCUCGUCCCCUCGCUAUUUGGUGUGAGCCAUGGUGCUUUUCAAUUUAUGGCCUAUGAACGAUUGAAGCGUUUCAGGUUGCGGACGCUACGCAGCGAACCCUUGACGGGAGACCCCAACACGGAGACAAUGGCGAGACGGCUCGGGAACUUAGAUUUCCUUGUCCUCUCCGGUUUAUCGAAGAUCUUCGCCGGGUGUGUGACUUAUCCGUACCAAGUCAUCCGAUCACGGCUACAGACCUAUGAAGCCCACAUAUUGUACCGCGGUACUCUGGAUACCGUUUCUCAGAUCUGGGCACAGGAGGGUGCUGCAGGUUUCUACAAGGGUCUCGGGCCAAAUCUGCUUCGAGUUCUGCCAAGUACUUGGGUGACCUUUCUUGUUUACGAGAACACUAAGGUCUACCUGUCGAAGCUAGCAGAGGAAGUAUGA
This is a messenger RNA of Penicillium canariense, 1014 nucleotides long. Its product is annotated as putative mitochondrial folate carrier protein Flx1. The transcript is spliced from 3 exons. NCBI's taxonomy places the organism in Eukaryota, Fungi, Ascomycota, Eurotiomycetes, Eurotiales, Aspergillaceae. The record is from RefSeq and is a predicted model, not a curated record. Gene Ontology annotation, biological process: nucleotide transport; folate import into mitochondrion. Gene Ontology annotation, molecular function: FAD transmembrane transporter activity; folic acid transmembrane transporter activity. The coding region runs from base 1 to 1014 and encodes 337 amino acids. Gene Ontology annotation, cellular component: mitochondrion.